AUGUUACUGUUGCUCUUGGCCUCCGCCUCUGCCUCAACCUCUUCCACGGCCUCUACCUCUUCCGGGAUGACUAGUACAAAAAUUGAUUCUGUCCCGAUUGAUGAUGAAACUAUCAAUUUAGAUGAUGAUGAUGAUGAUGAAGUUAUAGAAUUAGGAGGAAAGAAGACAUCAAAGCGGCAAAGGAAAUUAUCAUCGAUUGUAUGGAACUAUUUUAUUAAGGAGGAAGGCAAAAACAACAAGAGGACUGCAAAAUGUAAAGCUUGUGGAAAAUCAUAUGCAGCUGAUAGUAAAUAUGGGACAGGUAAUAUGAAACGUCAUAUACCUGUUUGUCCUAGAAAAAAUAGUAGGGAUAUUGGUCAAAGUUUGAUUUCUUUAAGUGAUGGAUCUUUAGUGAAUGUGAAAUUUGAUAUGGAUGUGUUUAGAGAGUUGAUUGCCAUGGCUGUGAUUAUGCAUGAUUUGCCAUUUCAGUUUGUUGAAUGGGAAGGGAUGAAAAAAUUAUUAUGCUAUCUGAAACCUGAUUUUCAUAUCAUUUCAAGGAACACUUGUAGAGCUGAUUGCAUUAUGAUUUUUAACAGAGAGAAAAAUCAGGUUAAAUCUAUGUUAGAGUCAACUUUGGGAAAGAUUUUCCUAACUUCUGAUUGUUGGUCUUCUUUGACUACUGAUGGAUAUAUUUGCUUGACUGAGCAUUUUAUUGGUAAGGAUUGGCAAUUACAAAAGAGAAUUUUGAAUUUUUGCUAUAUGCCUCCUCCUCACAGUGUAGUAGCUUUAUGUGACAAAAUUCAUAAUUUCAUAUGUUCUCGGCAAAUUGAUAUGAGAAUAUUUUCUAUUAUUUUGGAUAAUGCAGCUGCCAAUGAUAUUUGUGCCGAUUUAUUGAAAAAUCUUUUACUUGCUAAGGGUGAACUUUUGAAUAAAGGAAAUUUUUUUCACAUGAGAUGCUCGGCUCACAUCUUGAACUUGAUAGUUCAAGAUGGUUUAAAAGAAAUUGAUGAAUCUAUUCUGAAAAUUAGGGAAAAUUCAAAAAGAGGACUUAGACAAGAUGUGCCUACAAGAUGGAAUUCAACUUAUUUGAUGAUUUAUAGUGCUUUAUUUUAUCAAAAUGCUUUUGUUCAUCUUCAAUUGAGUGAUUCUAAUUUCAAGCAUUGUCCAUCAAUUGAUGAAUGGAAAAAGGUAGAAAAGAUUUGCAAGUUUCUACGAGUGUUUAAUGAUAUCACUUGUCUCUUUUCAAGAACAAAGUAUCCUACGGCAAAUAUGUAUUUUCCUUUGGUAUUUUCAGCCCAUUUGACAUUGAAUGAGGGUAUUGCUAGUGAAGAUGCAUAUGUUAAAUCAAUAGCGGAAAAAAUGCUUAUUAAAUUUAAUAAGUAUUGGGCUGAAUAUAGUAUAAUUUUAGUUAUUGCCGUGAUUUUAGAUCCUAGGUACAAGUUAAGUUUUGUUGAAUGGUGCUACAAGAAGAUCUAUGGUGAUGAGGGUGGAGCGUCUAGUACCAAAUUCAUGCAAAGAAUGGAGGAUGAUGCAAAUUAUGCAUAUGGCGCUAAAGAUGUAUUGAAGGAAUUUGAUUCUUUGGAGUUUGAUGAGCUUACUCCGCAAAAGAAUGAAUUGGAGCUUUAUCUUGAGGAGCCAAGGAUGGAUCGAAGAAUUAAAUUAGAUAUAUUGGCAUAUUGGAAAGGAAAUCAAUAUCGAUAUCCUCAUGUUGCAGCCAUGGCUCAUGAUACUUUAGCUAUUCCGGUUACUACGGUGGCUUCUGAAAGUGCAUUUAGUAAUAGCGGAAGGGUCCUCGAUCAAUAUCGAAGUGCAUUAAAGCCUGAAGUUGUUGAAGCUUUGGUGUGUAGUAGAGAUUGGCUACUUGAAAAUCAAGAUGCAAAGUUGUUGGAAGUAGAAGAACUCACAAAAGAUAUUAUGGAGCUUAAUUUGGAGUCCGAGUUUAAAGAAGAUGUUAUAUGUCCUCCUUCGUCAAGCUCAAAGAAUUAA
This is a messenger RNA of Mercurialis annua (annual mercury), 1965 nucleotides long. Its product is annotated as zinc finger BED domain-containing protein RICESLEEPER 2-like. NCBI's taxonomy places the organism in Eukaryota, Viridiplantae, Streptophyta, Magnoliopsida, Malpighiales, Euphorbiaceae. Gene Ontology annotation, molecular function: protein dimerization activity; DNA binding. The coding region runs from base 1 to 1965 and encodes 654 amino acids. The transcript has 7 exons. The record is from RefSeq and is a predicted model, not a curated record.